GAAUAUUGAAUCAGUUACCAAUCACGCUUCAUAAGAAACUUGAUUAACUUGAAAAACGAAAAAAGUUUUGAUCGUAUUAUUUUUUUCACCAUGGCCAAGUUAUUGAUCUUAGUACUUUUGGUUGCAUUUGCUGCAGCAGUCUUGUCUGCUCCAACUGAAGAUGACUAUUCUCUUCAUCCUGAGGAAUACGGAUCUCAAGUGGAGUCCGGAAGCGUUCGUAUACCUCGAGCUACUUGUGAUCUUCUCUCAGGCUUUGGUGUCGCCGAUUCUGCUUGCGCACUCCAUUGCUUGGCUAAAAAAUUCAAAGGAGGUUGGUGCGAAAAAGGGGUUUGUCACUGUCGUCAUUGAUGACAUACAUAAGUUAUACUGAUUCAAGGGAAGUACCCAUUGAAUCGUAAUUUUUUAAUUUUAUAUUGUAAUGUGACAUUCGUUUUUCUACUUGAUUUCAAUUUAUCGAAUAAAAUAUAACUUCAUUCAAUGA
Microplitis mediator is the source of this 481-nucleotide messenger RNA. RefSeq names its product defensin-C. Lineage: Eukaryota; Metazoa; Arthropoda; Insecta; Hymenoptera; Braconidae. The record is from RefSeq and is a predicted model, not a curated record. The transcript has 2 exons. Gene Ontology annotation, biological process: humoral immune response; defense response to bacterium. The coding region runs from base 91 to 348 and encodes 85 amino acids.